Molecule: messenger RNA, 1611 nt
Organism: Schistosoma curassoni
Lineage: Eukaryota; Metazoa; Platyhelminthes; Trematoda; Strigeidida; Schistosomatidae
Source: the annotation of a GenBank genome assembly
AUGCUUCAUAUCUCAUUACUCAAACAAGCACAAUCUGAGCAUUUUCUUUGUUUCUUCCAGUGGCUUUCAAAUCUGUGGGUUGCAGCCAUCCCGCUGAUGGAUGAAGAACUCAAUGAUUCUGAUAUAUCAUUAGAUGAUUCAGUACAUUCAGGUGAAAACGAUGAACUUGUGAAUUUGUUAGAUGUUCCAUAUACCACUACUGAGUCGCGUGAAGAGGAUUCCCUAGAAUAUGAGAUAUUACAUCCCAACCAAUUAUCACAGUUGAUGUCUGAUAUUACCAAAGAAGUUGAACAAAUAAUUCAGAUUCCUCCGACUUAUUUACGACUAUUACUUGCUCAUUUUAAAUGGGAUAAAGAUGCAUUGAUGGAAUUUUAUUUUGAACAUGGAAAAGCAGAUACAUUUGCUCAAACAGGUAUUUUAGACCCUAUGGAUAUCCCAGUGACAGGAUCAAGGAAUUUGUGUGAAAAGAAAAACGAAAUCGUUUGUGAUAUAUGUUUCCUACCAACUACUCCAAGUCAAAUGUUUGGAUUGUCUUGCGCUCACUACUUUUGUUUAACUUGUUGGCAGCGUUAUCUUAAAAUUAAAAUAAUGGAAGAAAGUCAAAUUGACCGAAUUUAUUGUCCUUCAUCCAAUUGUCGUAUAAUUGUUGAAGAUGAGGUCGUGUUUCAAAUGAUUACUGAUCAAAAUGUACGCAAGCAUUUUCACAAGCUGAUAUCUAGUAGUUUUGUUCUCCAUAAUCGUGCAUUAACUUGGUGUCCAGGUGUUAACUGUGAACAUGCCGUGCGUUGCUUUGGUCCCCGAGAACCAUAUCAAAUCACUUGUACUAACUGUGGUGAAUGCUUUUGUUUUGCCUGUGGUCAACCAUGGCAUGAUCCAGUUCGCUGUGAACAGUUAAGAACAUGGAUUAAAAAGCUUGAAAAUGAUAGCGGUACGCUUGGCUGGAUUGCAGCUAACACUAAAGAGUGUCCAAAAUGUCGUGCAACUAUAGAAAAAAAUGGUGGUUGUAAUCACAUGACCUGUCGGAAUGUUGAUUGUAAGCAUGAAUUUUGUUGGAUGUGUCUAGAUCGAUGGGAGCCCCAUGGAUCACGAUGGUACACAUGCAAUCGUUAUGACGACUCCGCUGCUAAAUUGGCUAGAGAAGCUCAAGCUAGUUCAAGGUUAUCACUUGAUCGCUAUCUUUUUUAUUCAAAUCGUUAUUUAAAUCAUAUGCAGUCGUUGAGGUUUGAGGCACGUUUAUAUGAAACAGUGCAAAGUAAAAUGGAAUCAAUGCAAGCUCAUGGAACAUCUUGGAUAGAUGUUAAAUUUUUCAAAAAAUUAGUUGAAAUUCUUUGUCGCUGUCGAAGAACACUCAUGUAUACUUAUGCUUUUGCUUAUUUCCUAAAAAAAAACAAUCAUUCAUUAAUAUUUGAAAGUAAUCAAAGUGAUUUAGAACAAUCUACAGAACAGUUAUCGGAAUAUCUAGAUCGUGAUUUAUCUAAUAUCAAUUUAAAUGAAUUAAAACAGAAAAUGCAAGAUAAAGCCAGAUAUUGUGAAAGUCGCCGAAAUGUCCUUUUAGAUCACGUACAUGAAGGUUAUGAUAAAGGAUUUUGGGAGCAAUCUGACACUUGUUAG